Messenger RNA from Pygocentrus nattereri (red-bellied piranha), 3004 nucleotides. It is a transcript of the gene rbpjl, whose product is annotated as recombination signal binding protein for immunoglobulin kappa J region-like. The transcript is spliced from 12 exons. The coding region runs from base 695 to 2404 and encodes 569 amino acids. The record is from RefSeq and is a predicted model, not a curated record. Gene Ontology annotation, biological process: regulation of transcription by RNA polymerase II. NCBI's taxonomy places the organism in Eukaryota, Metazoa, Chordata, Actinopteri, Characiformes, Serrasalmidae. Gene Ontology annotation, cellular component: nucleus. Gene Ontology annotation, molecular function: DNA-binding transcription activator activity, RNA polymerase II-specific; RNA polymerase II cis-regulatory region sequence-specific DNA binding.
GUUUUCUUUGUGGACUAUUUUGCCUCACAUCACCCUGCAUGUUACGUACCCCUCCACCAUGAAUGUAUAUUGAAAAAUAAAACAUUUUAGGUGAUAAGCUCGUCUCAAAACCUUUGCAAAACAAUGUGUCAGGCAGUAGGCAAAAUAUUCAUACCUGUUUUGUGAAAUAACUUUCUGUGAGGGAGCAUUUAGAGGUGGACGUCUGGUUCCUAUCACCACCGCUUUGAACAAUCCUGAGUACACAUCAAACCACUCUGAAUGACUUUGUUUACAUUGUAUCGAUUUAUUCAUGCAGUCACACUGCAAAAUCUAUGGAACUCUGCUUUAUUAUGCAGCACUUUCUUAAUCGAAAGAUUUAAAUAUUCAGUAUGCACUUAUUAUAUGCAUGUCAUCUCCUCCUUCUUCUGAAAAAUAAGGCCAAAUAUGUUGCAUAUUUCAAAAUUGCUUAUGAUACUGUACGUGUACAACAACUAAAGCAUCGUAUAAAAUAAACAUUUGCUUGUAGCACAAAACUCAAAGUGAAAAGCUUUCGUUAUUCACUACUACAUGCAGCUCAGUCCGUCUAUUGACUUGUAUCAGCUAUUGUUUGCAAAGCAAAGGGAGGGCAUGAGAACCGCACACCUGAGUACAGGUCACUAUCUCAAAAAACAAACGGACACGAGGGCUAACCCGCACUACCUGGAGUUUAAUAGCAAUGCCAAGGCAGCAGGUGAUAAACACAUUUGCAGCAGAAGUGUGGCGACCGCAGGCAGUUCAGAGGAGGAGAAACAGGUGGACUGAGCUGAGGGACAGCGUGCAGUGGACUAUGAAGCGAGGCAAAAGAGCAGAUGAAGAUGCAGUCAGAGCCAAACCACUGACAGACAUGCAGGACCAGAGGAAAGCAGAGAGAGAAACUGGGCUGCGGAGUGGGGACCCCGCGCGCCUGCCCACACCUGAAUCAGCGCUCACUCACCUCAGCGACCUGCAGCAGCAGCCGGGGUGGCUCAGGGUGGAAGAAAGUGUCUCCUCGUUGUCAAGGGUAACCAGAGACUCAGUGAAGCAGUACCUGCAGUUCAGACCUGACCAGUCGGUGCUCAUCCUUCACGCCAAAGUGGCUCAGAAGUCCUACGGCAAUGAGAAGCGAUUCUUCUGCCCUCCUCCCUGUGUGUAUCUGUAUGGGACAGGAUGGAAUCUCAGACAAGAACAUCUUAAAGGUCUGGGUGAGUCUAGCUGUCGUCUGUGUGGGUAUAUGUGUCUGGACAGCUCCCCUGGGCCCCAGGCAGACAGCUUCAAGCUGAGCUUCGAGGAACAAACAGACAAGAGGAUGUUCGCCUGUGCUAAAACUCUGUACAUCUCAGACACGGACAAGCGCAAGCACUUCCGUUUGCUGCUUCACCUGUUCCACAGCGGAGGGCAGGAGAUCGGCUCUUUCCAGAGUGGACUCAUUAAAGUCAUCUCCAAACCAUCACAGAAGAGACAGUCGAUGAAGAACGCCGACCUGUGCAUUUCAUCAGGUUCAAGAGUGUCAUUGUUUAACCGCUUGAGGUCUCAGACGGUCAGUACGCGUUACCUUGCAGUGGAGGGUGAAGCUUUUGUCGCCAGCGCCAGAGAGUGGACUGCCUUUACUCUCAUUCUAGUGGAGGAUCAGCAGGCUGACCAUGGUGAUUACUCUGUGUGUGACAGUUAUAUCUGUUAUGGUUGUGUGGUACAGCUUGUGUGCACGGAUUCAGGAGUCGCACUGCCACCCAUGGUCAUUCGUAAGGUGAACAAGCAACACGCAUGCCUAGAUGUGGACGAGCCUGUGUCCCAGCUUCAUAAAUGUGCCUUUCAGUUCAGAGACAGCAAGCACAUGUACCUCUGCAUCGCCAAUGAAAAAAUCUUACAAUACCAGGCCUCUCCAUGCCCAAAGGAGACCACUCGAGAGCUGCUGAACGACGGCUCGUGCUGGACCAUAAUUGGUACGGAGGUCAUGGAGUACACGUUUAGUGAGAGCCUCGCCUGUAGUCCAACCACCAUCAGCCCAGUGCCUGUCAUUCACGGACUGGAGUUAAACGGGGGAGGUCAUGUGGCCAUGUUGGAGCUGCAUGGAGAAAACUUUGGUCCUCACCUGAAGGUCUGGUUUGGGAACAUGGAGGCUGAAACUAUGUUCAGGAGUCCCAGGUCUUUGCUGUGUGUCGUCCCUGAUGUCUCGGUCUUCAGCGGAGAGUGGAAGUGGCUCAGGCAGCCCAUCACUGUCCCCUUAUCUCUGAUCCGGCUGGACGGGCUGGUCUACCGAAGCUCGUUCACGUUCACCUACACACCAGAGCACAGCGCCUCCUCUCAGCCGAGCGCUUCUACUGAGAGAACCGCCAGCUCGGACCUGCUGAUCGACACCAUCCACCAGGAGUUCACCAGAACCAACUUCCACCUCUUCAUGCAGAGCUGACAAAUAACACCUACAGAUAUGAGACUGACCUGAACUCCUGCGGCUGAUUUGUACUCAUUAUUCUCAAAAUAUCAGUUUUGUUCUCAGCUGGGAUGUUUCCUGGAAACACCUGAAAUACUGGAAACUGAGCUUUAGUCAAGUUUGUUUUUUCGUGAUGUCAUAUGUCCACAUAUUUAGCCUAUGCCUAUUCACACUGAAGUUAUAAGGAGUGUUUCAGUCCGGACUGUUUUCUGAAUAACAUGCAAUACAGUUCAGCCAAUCAGAACAGAAGUAACACACACAUGCUGUUUUAUUUUACUAGAGGUUAGAAAAUGUGAAAAUGACCGUGACAUGACUGUGGACCUCAGGGAAAAAUAUGACAACAAUUAGGGGUAAUGCUUUAUUUGGAGUGGACCUUUGUACAGGAUCAAUAAACUCUUAACAAAUUAUCAGUAACACAUCAAUAACAUAUCAGUGAAGUAGCUGUGGAGCGGAUAUCUGAAGACACUGAAAUAAAUAUCUUGUAGAUGUUCUGUUGGUGCGUUACUUACAUUUAGUAGAUGUGUUGUUAACGUGUUACUUGCAUUACACAAAACCUAACCUUACCAACUGUAUGCUCAU